GCCCUCACACUCAUUUGGUACCUUCUAAGUCCCCUGGAUGUCAUCAGGACCCCAAUGUUUCCUAAGAUUGACCGAAACCCAAAACCGUAUGCAAUUCACCUUGUUCAUGAUACACUGGCUCGAUCUAUUACGUUGUUGAAGAGUGUGUUAUACUACCGGGGAAGUCUCAGAUCUAAGAGGCCGGAAUGUUAUCUUCGACGCAUCCCGUCACCACAUCUGUGUGCCAAACAACGUGUGAUAGAGCGAAUAGCUAUUCACUUACAUCUCGUAGUUGAACAAAGACUUUUGUCCGCGGCAUAUUCCUACGUCAGCCAAUGGAGGGUAGCUCAGUUCAACUGGACCGUUUACGAGUUGGAUCCUUACUUGCCUCGAGUUAAAUGGAUCUCGAAUAAGCACCGUUCAGGGGUGGCUGCUCUUUCAAAGAUGCUCAUCCCCGAUGUGCUCCCCACAAACGUGACCAAGGCAAUAGUCCUGGAUACGGACAUUCUCCUCAACGCGGAUAUUUUGGAACUAUGGAAGUUGUUCGAUAACUUCGAUCAGCAUCAGAUUUUUGGAAUGGCAUGGGAAUUUGACUCAGUCGAUGCCAAGUGCAAUAAAAUCCGAAUCCCGCAAAUGAUACAAAGCGACUCUACACAUUCCGCAACAGAUCUCCCUUUUCAAGAGACGCAAAGCGAAUUUCCAAGAACAACACAUACUACUCGCAAGCCCCCAUCAGUGGAAACUGUUGUUGUCAGAUCUCUGUCCAUCGACAAGUUUGGCGGGAGAGACCCCACGGAUGAUACAACAGUAUCCUCUAGUAUAGUUCAAUGGCUUGCUGAGAAAAAUGGGGUCAAUUCAGGCGUAGUUCUAAUGCAUUUAUCUCGAAUGCGGAAGGCCAAAUGGUCGACGUUGUUUGAGUGGGCGGUCCACAAAGUGCUCCUGAUUGACGGAACUCUGCUAGUUGGAGAACAGAUACAAACAGGCAUCUUAACAAAGGCACAUCACGGUCAGUACAGCAACAAACACAGGCACAUCCUAAUCAAUGUAUACGCGAUCGCCAGUACGCGCGCACAGAACCAACACGCCCACACACGCUGGUCGCAUCCGAUUUCCUCUGUCAUUCACAUAUGUUUUCAUGGAAAGUCAGCAUUGAAUGUUCUUAUUCAGAGGCGACCAGAAUUAUACUACCGUAUUCCGUGCGAAUGGAACCUACAGCUCUUCCCUGAAGCUGCACAGAUUUUCUGCCCCGUAAUAUGGACAGACAGACUCUCUGAGGAGGCCAUUUGCUCAGAGUACGAAUCGCCAAAACAUGGCGACCUCGCUCAUCCGGGCAUACCGAAUUUGGUACACUGCAACUUCUCACCUGGAAAACCGGAGAGUGGCGGUAAUGCACCCUCGUCAUUUCGAGCUUCGUUGAAUGCAUCGAAGGCACAGACAAGUAAGGCAUUGCGUUGUUCAGAUCAAUAG
Opisthorchis viverrini is the source of this 1446-nucleotide messenger RNA. RefSeq lists its product as hypothetical. The record is from RefSeq and is a predicted model, not a curated record. Lineage: Eukaryota; Metazoa; Platyhelminthes; Trematoda; Opisthorchiida; Opisthorchiidae. Gene Ontology annotation, biological process: protein O-linked glycosylation via mannose. The coding region runs from base 55 to 1446 and encodes 463 amino acids. The transcript is spliced from 10 exons. Gene Ontology annotation, molecular function: xylosyltransferase activity; glucuronosyltransferase activity.